This is a messenger RNA of Dreissena polymorpha, 1657 nucleotides long. RefSeq lists its product as uncharacterized. NCBI's taxonomy places the organism in Eukaryota, Metazoa, Mollusca, Bivalvia, Myida, Dreissenidae. The transcript has 2 exons. The record is from RefSeq and is a predicted model, not a curated record. Bases 194 to 1375 code for a protein of 393 amino acids.
CAUCAGCAUAUUGAUAUCAUUAUUUAACAAUUUGAUAAGUAUCUAGGUUUAGGUAUAUCCACUUCGACAUCUAUUGGAAUUUCGUGUUCACAGGCCGCUUGGGGUUGAAUGUAUCGUUCCCACACUGAUAUCAAAAGCGCCUCUGUGUGCCCAAUGACGCUACCCGUGUGACGCAAUAGCACCUGACGACGCCAUGUUGGCCGAGAGUCCGCCGGGACAUGUUUCCCCGCCGUUCUUUCACAACGAAGGGACGCGGAAUAAGCGUCUGUCCGACGUGAAACGUGGGGCGGAGUACUAUAAAAAGCUCGACCACAUCGCGGAGGCGCAAUGGAAAACAAAUAUACCCCAGUUUCCGCCAGUUCCGCGGAAGCUAUCUGUAUUACCGACGAUAUCGACGUCCGUCUUAAGCGAACCGGAAUCGAGCUCACGUCGAAGUCAAACGUUCAAUAUGACGUCAACGCCACGGCAGAGCAUGUCAGGAGCUGACAGUACCGUGACCGGAUAUACCGGCUACACGGGAACAUCGAUGAGCCUUCCGUCCCACAUUUCUAGAAUUGUUCGCCACCGCCACGCCGAUUACGAAUCGCCGCUGGCUCCCAUCUCCGACGACGAAGAACGGAACUACAAUCCAUGGGGAACCACCCGGAACCCCCUGGAUGAGCAGACGAUGCUAACACCUGAGGACAUGCGACCAAGGGAACUACCGUUUCAGUUCCGCGACUCCCGAAAACUCGUCAUGAAACCUACGCCCAAGAGGUCAAUGCCCAUGAGUCGAGUUGCGGAUUCAGUGCGCGAACGUCACCAGCGUACCGUAACAAACUUCCGGUCAAGAAACGGCACGAUUCGCGUCAUUCGUCCUCUGGAUCCGUUGCCUGAAAUCGAGAAAUAUCACAGAUCCUACAAACCGGAAGUCUUCGACAUUGAAAAUAUUGAACGCGAGAAGACGUUCAUGAUGUUAGAACGCAUUGACAAGAUUUUGCAUCCGAACCGGAAGUCACCAAGGACACCGCUCGGUUCGAGCGAGGAAGAAAUCCCUGCGACGUCAACUUCUUCCUUCACAUUAACGGAAAAUCCAAAAGAAUUACGAAUCAUUCAGUUUUCCAUGAACUAUUCUGAGUUACACCGGAAGAACACAAAAAGUCCGCAGGUUUUCAGUCCGUUAACAACUCCCCGUUUGGAACACAGUUCGCUUUCCAAGACUGCCAAAGAUCAGAGAUCAAGGUCAGAACGGCCAAAAAGGCCCCGAAUCAAGUUCAACGAAGAUCCGUUUAAAUUACUCCCACCAAAAACGUUCUCUGACGUUUUAAAGUCGCUGGAGACAUCGCUUCCAGAUAUUGAUAGCAAAUGUCAGUCUUGGAUUGAAAAGAACGCGUAGUGAUUUAAAACAUUAAGGUGGUGCGUACCGUGACUGUUUAAAAACGCGUCAUUUAUGCAGAUGAAAAUACUUUUCAAAAAUGAUAUAAUUUUGCGUGUCUUAAUUGUUUAUGUACGCAAUUUUACAUGAUUAUCUGUGUGCGUUUAUGUUUAGAACUGUCAGUCGUGAAAAAUUGAUGGGGCAUGGUUGUGGUUGUUGAUCUUAGAAGUUUAAGUACGUAUACCCCUGUGGUCCCUUUACUGCAUUUAAUAGACUAUAGUACCGGGGAAUUUACUUUUCGUA